UUUUACUCGCCCAUUACAAUGCUGAUGUGUCCCGUCUAUACGUAGCCGGUCCCUUAGUGUAACUUCCUGUUUCCGUCCGGUCUAAAUUAGAAGUUACCCUGCAUGAUGCCUCCAGCUGGUGGGCUCCGCAGAAGAGGGGCACCCAGUGGGUGGUCGUCAGGGUCCCUCUCAGGCCUGACUGAGGUCGUGCGACAAGGAUGGCAGAGCAAACAACAACUUCUGACCGACCCCCGGUACACGGCCGUGCUUGGGGCAUUUCUGUGCUUCCUAGAGCUGGGGGUCACCCACUGGGUCAUACAGAAAGUGCCAUAUACCGAGAUAGACUGGAAAGCCUAUAUGGAUGAGGUAGAAGGAGUACUAAACGGCACCUAUGACUAUACGAAGCUUCAGGGCGACACCGGACCCCUGGUGUACCCUGCAGGAUUUGUUUACAUUUUUAGCGCGCUGUACUACAUAACAGAGCACGGCAGUAACAUUCGGUUGGCCCAGUACAUAUUCGCUGCUCUCUAUCUAGUAACGCUGCUUCUCGUAUUCCGUAUCUACGCGGUCACCAAGAAGGUACCACCAUAUGUCUUUUUCUUCAUGUGCUGCGCCUCUUACCGUGUGCACUCCAUCUUUUUGCUGCGGCUUUUCAAUGAUCCAGUAGCUAUGGCUAUCCUUUUUUUCUCCAUCAACUUACUGCUGCAGGACCGCUGGAACUGGGGCUGCUUCUUUUACAGCUUGGCUGUAUCUGUCAAGAUGAACAUACUACUGCUGGCCCCGGGACUGCUCUACCUACUGUUAUGGAGAUUUGGCUUUCUGCACACUCUACCAAAGCUGGGUAUUUGUGGUCUACUGCAGGUGGUGCUGGCUCUUCCAUUCCUGCUGGAAAAUCCUACCGGAUACCUACUCCGGUCCUUUGAUUUUGGGAGACAGUUUCUCUUCGAGUGGACAGUGAAUUGGCGGUUUCUUCCCGAGUCUGUGUUCCAGCACCGGGCUUUCCACUUCGUAUUGCUGACGGCUCACCUGGCUUCACUGCUGUUAUUUUUCCUUCACCGUUGGCACAAAUCUGGGCAAGGCAUCAUGUCGCUUCUGAAGGCUCCAGGCCAGAGGAAACAAUCUUCGCACCAACUUUCUGCAAACAAGAUAAUAUUUGUCUUGUUCUCCAGUAAUUUCUUGGGCGUUAUGUUCAGCCGUUCUCUGCAUUACCAGUUUUACGUCUGGUACUUCCACUCGUUGCCGUAUCUUCUGUGGUGUACAGAUACCACAGCCUUGCCAGCGCUAGCUAAGAUCCUCAUCCUAGGCCUGAUCGAGCUGUCAUGGAAUACUUUUCCUUCCACCGUCUUCAGCUCCAUAGUACUUCACCUUUGUCACGGAGCUAUUCUGCUUCACGUGUGGUACGGUACGCCACCUGAUGAUACUUAUGCUCCUAGCACCGCAAGCAGCACACGGGCCUCUCGUAAGAGGAAGGACUAAUUUCCCAAAGCCAUUUAAGGGAAUUAAAUACAUAAACUUGGCAGCCUCAUGGCCAAUACUCAGGACAGCACAUUCAAAGGAUGGUGCUAAGAACUGAUCUCCCACUAUUCUCAUUCUGGUGGAUUUUCAGCUAUACAAUCAUGUAUGUUUUAUUUUUUGUUUUUUAAUCUAAUAAAUACAGAAUUUAAGUGAAA
Messenger RNA from Spea bombifrons (plains spadefoot toad), 1649 nucleotides. RefSeq names its product ALG3 alpha-1,3- mannosyltransferase (gene ALG3). Gene Ontology annotation, molecular function: dol-P-Man:Man(5)GlcNAc(2)-PP-Dol alpha-1,3-mannosyltransferase activity. Gene Ontology annotation, cellular component: endoplasmic reticulum. NCBI's taxonomy places the organism in Eukaryota, Metazoa, Chordata, Amphibia, Anura, Pelobatidae. The transcript is spliced from 9 exons. Bases 103 to 1455 code for a protein of 450 amino acids. The record is from RefSeq and is a predicted model, not a curated record.